Chara braunii is the source of this 4889-nucleotide messenger RNA. Lineage: Eukaryota; Viridiplantae; Streptophyta; Charophyceae; Charales; Characeae. The record is from the annotation of a GenBank genome assembly.
CUCGCAUCCCGUUUCGUCGAGAGCGGGGGAUACUAGUGGAGGCAGUGAUGGCCGAGGGAGAAGAGAGCUUCCAUCCCUGCGCCGGCCAGGCUGCUGCUCCCCCUCCUCCCACUCCCACUCCUGCUCCUGCUGCUACUGCUGCUGCUGGUCUUCCUCCUCCUCCUCCACCUCCUCCUGCUGCUGCUGCUGCUGCUGCUGCUGCUGCUGCUGCUCCUGCUGAUGCUCAGCUUCCGAUUUCCAGCAAUCCCCCGUGCUCGACUGCUACAAUUCCCGCCUCUUCACCUAUGACUGGUAGUCCCAUUACCUCUCCCGCUCCUACCAGUGGGGGGAUUGCUCUUUACCAUCAUGUUGCGGGCUCACAACACCCUCUCCCUCUCCCAAACUCUCGAGAUGGGCCCGGCAACCUCCACAGCGACGGGCCGGCUGCGAGCAUUACCGCCGCUGCGCGCGCAUCAUGCCCGGGAUCGACCGUCGCCUCCUCUCUGCAGCUCCAUUCUCCCCGCUGCUCUCCGCGUGCCGCCUCCGGUGCGGCGGGAGCUGUGGGCAUCCUGCUGGAGCUGGGACCCUCCUCUCGGAAGCGCGCGCUCUCAAGGCCAUCGCUACCUGCCUGCGAGAUCGCGCUAGAUUUCGAGCGCCAUAUCGGCGGAGAGUCCCCCGCGCACGAGGGGAGCGCCGAGAAACGGCAGAGGUUGCACAAUGCCGUCGUGGGCGGGGAGAGUCACGAUCGACUACCGUUAGGCGGGGCGGCAGCCGCAGUGGGCGACCCGCUCAGAACGCAGGAAUGCGGUUGUUGUCUCAUAAAUGGAGCAAGGGGGAACGGAGGAGCCCUCUGUCAUGGUGCAUGUCGACUUAAGGGCCCAGGAAGUGCAGGCAUAGGAGGAGGAGGGGGAGGGGGAGGAGGAGGAGGAGGAGGAGGAGAGGAGAGGAGAGAGCGGGCGCGGCAUUUUGAGGCGGCGCGACAUCGCGAGGUACACAGAGGCGAGUUGCUCGUGCCUGUGACGGCGGCUCGGAGAGUAGCGGCGGCAGGCGGAGCGGUGCGCGGGGAUUGUGCUGGGGGGGAUAUUGGGGGGAGUCGGGCGCAUAUUGAGAACAGGGCGAUGGAGAUCACAACAACGACGCAUGUGGUGAAGAGAGAGAGAGAAGUGGAGGAGGACGGUGGGAACCCCGUGAUAGCGCCAUCGACGAGACUGGCAGGGCCGAGUACAUCGGAAUGCCUCGCGCGGCAAGCUAACAACUUGGAAGGAUCGCUUCUUCUAGAAGGGGAGGCGGCUGCAGGAGGAGGCGGACUUCUGGCAGGUGCAUCCGUGAUAGGACAGGGAGUGCUGGGAGGUGUAGGUGGAGCCUUGGGAGGAGGAGGAGGAGGAGGAGGAGGAGGAGGAGGAGUGGUAGGAGCAGGAGCGCAACCUCUUUCUUUGACUGCGGUUGGGAGCGGAAGUGCUAUUGCGCAGGGAAACAACCCUAGCAGCUUAGCGGUAGUAGGCGGAGGAUUAGGUGGUCUGGGAGGAGUAGGAGUUGGAGUAGUAGGAGCAGCAGCAGCAGCAGCAGCAGCAGCAGCUGGAGCAGCAGGAGGAGGAGGAGGAGGAGGAGGAGGAGGAGGAGGAAUGAGUGCAAGACAACGACCGACUAAUAAUCAGCUGCUGUAUAAAGCGCAUUUCCGGUGGAACCACUAUCCAUUUGAAAUGACAUCUGUACCCGUCACAGAAGCUUGUGCUUCGGUAACGGCUACGUUUUUGAACGUCCUUCGAUGCAUCUACGAGACGGAGCGCCAAAGGAGCAUGAACAGUGAGGAUGGAGGAGUCAGGAAUGUACUUAAGGUGCUAGGAGGGAACACCAGAAGGACAAAGGUGGUGGAAUUAAGCAACGCAACCAUCAAACUUCCAGAUGAGCUUCGGAAACACGCCAUCCGCGACGCGGAAGGGAACGAGUACUCCACAAAUCUAGAUCGAAAUCGGUAUGGGCAAGAUAACCAAUAUUUGCUCACGAUCAUUCGCUACAAUUUAUCAUUUUUAGGCCUUUGCCGGGGUCUUGUCGACAUCGAGAUCAUUGAUGCGAAGAACCCAAAGGACAGGUUGAUGCUUAGCGGAGGUGAGGAUGAUUGCACAUGUGGACAAGUUAGCAUGUCACAGAUGGUCGUGUCGGCCAGAAGCAACACAGGCAGCAGAGGCGGCAUGUUGAGGGCGGAGUGCUCGGUACACGGAGGGGCCAAGGAUGAUUCAAGAUUACCUAUGGAGGCUUACAAAGAUUCCACGAGUGCUGACCGAGAGGAAGGCCAGGGGGCAACUGGGGAUCCGGUUGUGGGGCUGAGCUUGAGGAUGGAGAAUGCGACAGCUUCACACGGGGAGCGUCGACUAAGGGAGGCAGAGGAUGCACAAUGCAAUGGAGUCGAUGUGGAGGAGGAGGAGGGGGUUCCCACCCAUUACGAGCAAUCUGUUACCAGCCGGGUCAUGGCUAAGGAUGGUGGGAUGAAUUUAAAUGAUGAUGCUGCUCAUUUAAAUGGCUAUGUCAGAGAGGAGGAAGGCUGCGACGUUCAUUCUUUGAGCGAGGCGCGGUACGAGCCAAGACCAGACAACCUUGCGUGGGGAAAUCAAUGGUCUAAUCCAGGGAGCGAAGACGAGAAACUGGUAUUGUCGGAUGGAUCCUUGGACAAAGAAAGGUGGAGAGUGAUGCAAACUGUGGAGGGGAUUCGAAGGCCACGACACAUGUUCCUAGAUUUAAAUGCCGAUGUGCAAGGCGAAGAAGAUCCAGGAGGGAUUGACAGCUCAGCGCAGGGCCAAGGGUUGAGGUCUCCCGAGGAUGAUGAUGAUGCUGCAGUGCCUUUAAGGGUGCUCUUCACACGGCAGGUGCUGGAGAAGCAACUGCACGAGGUUCGGGAUCAUGAAAGAAAAUUAUUGGAGAGAGCUGAUGACAUGGAAACGCAGGCACAGCAUUGGCAGGCAGAGGCUGUAGCUCACUCUCGGAAGCUGAAGGAGCAGCUGGAGGAGCGAAAUUGGCUGAUGCGAAGCAAUACGCAAUUGCAACACACAGUAAACAAGCAGAGGGAUGACUUGGAGAAAUUGCAAGCUAGGGAGUGCCAAAUGAUAGAGACCGUUAACCGGCUUAAGGCCAGGAAUCAACAAUUGGAGGAUAUAAUGAAGGAGUUUCAGGACCGAAACUCUAACAGUGCGAUCGAGCUAGAGCAAUCAAGGCAGCGGUGUGAAUCCCAAACACUGCAGGCAAGGAUGGAGUUGGAAAGAUAUGUGGUUGCAAAAUCCCAGAUCGAACAGAGACUUGCGAGCACAAAAUCUUUGCUUGAGCAACGCGAUGAAGAAUUGAGGAUGGUCAAUGUGAGAUUGCGAAAUGCAGAACAAGCGCGCUUAGCUGCUGAACAAAGGGCUGCUGAGUUGGAGGAAAAGUGUGCCGGACAGCAGCGGACAGUAGUAGCCUUGUCGUCUGAGAUUGUGGAGUACCGGGAGACGGAGAGAAUGAUAUUCAAUGCGGUGAAUGUGCAGAACGUCGCCCCUGAGCAAAUGAAGCAGAAAGUCCAGCAGAUUUGGAACCGGUUGCAACUGAUAUUUGAGAAACGGAUGAAGGGGAUUGUGAACAAGUCCAUGUGCGAUCUAUCGGAAAGCAUUCGGCCUUCAGCCAACACUGGUAGCUCCGAGGCUUGGUCAUGGCCUCCUGGCAGAGAAGGUGUAGAAGCCAUGAGAGAGGCUGGGAGUGCAAGCAUGCUUUAUGCCUCUGCUGAACAGCCACGAAUGAGAGAGAAGGCGCAAAGUUCGCAAACUGAGCAGAUUGAGAGGGGGGAUAAGGAAAGCCAAGGAGUGGAUCACCACGAUGAGGCGGCGUCACUUACCAGCAAUGGAGCACAGCAGAGGGAGAACAACACUUGUAGAGGAAGAGAAAUCUAUCAGGUAUCGGUGAAGACCAGCGCAGGCGUAUCGUCUGCGGGUGGUGGGAGAAGAGGAGGUGGAGGAGGAGAAAGAGGUGGAGGAGGAGGAGGGGGAGGAGGAGGAGGAGGAGGAGAAGAAAGAUGUGAUGCGAAUGGAAAUCCUCGCCGUGAUGACAAUGAUGAAUUUGUCCCUGAGAGACGGGGGAACAACAGUGGGAGAGCGCAUGAUGUAGGAGGUGUUAGAGAAGGACAACGCUUGGUAGGUGGCGACGUCACAACAAAGUUAGGAGAUGCAGAGGAGAGAACAGCAGAUGCUGCAGCACACUCCCCUCCCAAUCGUGUGGGGAUCGCUCAUGACCAUCAAGACACUAGGCUGCCAACCUCUGGCAGUGAUACAUCAAAGCAAGAACAAAGUAAUCUUGAAUCCCUUCCCUCUGGUCAACCAAGCUCAGCUGCAAUGAUGACAUGUGCUGCGAUGGCUGAUGCCCUAGCAGUGGCUACCAACAUAGUUUCACUGCCAAAAGCGCCAAACUCUGUUCAAAAGGAGCCGCCUGUGCAGAGCAGUUCUCUACGGGGAAAAAGAAGAUGUCCUGUGUGCAAGUGCAUGAUAGCAGUGGAACAAGCAACGCGUCAGCUUGGUGCAAUCAGUGCACCAAGGCAGAUGAAAUAUGCACUUCUCAGCUGGAUUUUCAGUUUGCCCGUGUCUUGAGAAUGAGGUGACCCAUGGCAUGGCAUGGCCUGCAAAGUGGGCCGUAGGUUACCACGAAGGUGACCUCUGGGUCGUGUCAUCUAUCCGUGGGGUGCCCAGGGUUGGAACCCAAGUUAUUGUGCUGGUGACUUUUUUAACCCCCGCUGACUGAUGCAGCGGGUUAAAAAAGGUACUAUAGCGUGAGUUUACCAAUGUGCCUGCCCCAUGCGCCUAAUUACCUAUGGAACCACCCCUGGGCUGGGUUACCUGCUAACGGGGGUAACAAUCAGACAGUCACCGACGGGGUGACGCAGAUCAGCGAGUUACCAUGUG